AUGGACGCGGAGAAGGCCCCAUUCGCCCAGCUUACCCCACAGCUUUUUCCCACGUUUACCCCACAGCAUUUCCAACCGCGCCAAUGUCGUCAUUCGCCGUUUGCCGCGAGCCUCAUCGACCUUCCUUUCAUCUUCUCACGACAAAGUAAACAACGGCUUUUCUAAUCUUACCUCGAACCUCAAUCGCAUUCUCAGCCUCCACCGCCAAAAUGAUGGACACAAUAGACUCCAUCUCCUCCACCUCCACCUCCACCAGCACCUCCGGCACCGCCGACCCAACCCCCGAACUCCAAUCCCGCAUCAUAGACGACAAAUCCCCGCUCUGCAUCCCCUUCAUCUUCUCCAAGAUCGCCGAGUACAACGCCUUGCACGCAAACGAAGCGAACCCGCGUCCUUUUAUCAUCGGACUGAACGGUGUCCAGGGAGUAGGGAAAACGACGCUGGUUAAAGCGCUUGCGGAGACACUGCAGGAGAGGGAAGGAUUGAAUACGCUGGUUGUGUCUAUUGACGAUUUUUAUUUGACGCAUGAGGAUCAACUGAGGUUGGCGGAGGAGAAUUCGGAUAAUGCGUUGGUGCAGUAUCGGGGGGAGCCUGGAACACACGACAUCCCCCUCCUCCUCUCCUUCCUACACUCCCUCACUCACCACCUCCCAACCCACCUGCCCCAUUACGACAAAUCCGCCCACCACGGCCUCGGCGACCGCCUCCCACCAUCCACCUUCCCCCCCAUCAACGACCCCACCCUCUCCCAACCUCAACACACCAACAUCCGCGUCCUUUUACUCGAGGGCUGGCUAACCGGUUUCCGCUCCCUCCCCCCCUCCGUCAUCUCCUCCAAGUACCUCGACUUAAAAUCCUACAAGACGUUGUCGCACCACAAACUCGAGCAUCUACUAUUUAUCAACUCCCAGCUACAAAAAUACGAACAGGUGUGGGACCAGUUUGAUGCUUUCAUCCAUAUCGACGCGCAAGAGUUGGGGUGGGUGUAUGAGUGGCGGCUGGAGCAGGAGGAGCAGUUGAGACGCGAAAAGGGGACGGGGAUGAGUGGGGAGAUGGUGAGGAGGUUUGUUGAUGGGCAGGGGGUUUUUAGGGGGGAUGAAACCAAAAAAGGGAGGCAGUUGAGGAUUGUGGUGGGGAGGAAUCGAGGGGUUGUGGAGCAUAUGGUUAUUUGA
Messenger RNA from Neurospora tetraspora, 1172 nucleotides. Its product is annotated as P-loop containing nucleoside triphosphate hydrolase protein. Gene Ontology annotation, biological process: SRP-dependent cotranslational protein targeting to membrane. Gene Ontology annotation, cellular component: cytoplasm. The transcript has 3 exons. The record is from RefSeq and is a predicted model, not a curated record. Gene Ontology annotation, molecular function: GTP binding. Bases 210 to 1172 code for a protein of 320 amino acids. Lineage: Eukaryota; Fungi; Ascomycota; Sordariomycetes; Sordariales; Sordariaceae.